ACAGAGAAACAGGCGCGUGUGUGUGCGUGUGUCAGAGACAGACGGCUGUAUUUCGCCAUCGGUCACCUCAGCGUGAUUUUCAAAGACGUUAAUCGGGGGGUGAUUGAGUGACAGCGUGAUGUUUGACGUGACAGCGUGAUGCGGAACGUGACAGCGUGAUGUGCCUGCGGCUCGUGCUGCAGUAGGGCAGCAGGAAGCGGCUCAAGAGGGGCUUAAAACAUCACAUGCAGCUCCGCAGAGGGGCCUGUGUGAGAGCGUGAACUGCUCUGGAUUGUGACUUCUCAGGACUGGAACAGUGGAAGCAGGGUCCAUGGAGGCGCUGGAGCCGGAGGAGCAGUUCCUGCAAUUCGCCCGGAACGGAGAUCUGCGGGGGAUUCAGAGGCUCCUCAUGUCUACGAUCAGAGAGGAGACGCACAUCAACAUCAACUGCAGAGGUAAGAGGAAGUCUAAUCUUGGAUGGACGCCUCUUCACUUGGCCUGUUACUUUGGACACAAAGAUGUGGUGGAGGAAUUACUGAAGGCAGGUGCAGAUGUUAACUUGCCCAAUAAUGUCGGCGAUUCUCCGCUGCACAAAGCUGCCUUCACAGGACGAAAGGAGGUUGUCAUGCUGCUGCUGCACUAUGAUGCAUGUGCUACUGUCAUCAAUGGGACAGCACAGAUUCCCAAAGAUGUCACUCAAAAUGCAGAGAUCAGAGGCAUGUUGGAAGCGGCCGAGAGAACGGAGGAGAGGAAACUGGAGGAGGAGCUCCUGGAAGCUGCACGAGAAGGAGACCUUUCGACUUUAACUCAGCUGCUCAGCAGGAAGAAGACCCCAGAUAUCAACUGCACAGACCUGCUGGGAAACACUCCGCUGCACUCUGCGGCCUAUCGAGGCCAGAAGCAGUGCGCCCUGAAGCUGCUCAAGAGUGGAGCCAGCCCCAACGUCGAGAACAAGAAAGGCCAGACAGCGUUCGACCUCGCUAGUGAUUCAGCAAUGAAGCUGGUCCUUGAAGGCAACGCUCAUCGGGGUAUGACCCGGCAUGUCAAGAAGUGCGAGGGACUCCUCUGGAAGAGCUCCAGAUUUUUUGGCUGGCGCUCCUACUGGGUCGUCCUCCAAGACGGGGUUUUAUCCUGGUACUCAAAGCAGUAGGUGGCAACUCUCACCUUGCCUGUGCUCCUUGAAUCACAUGAAAACAUGUCAGCAACAGAUAAAUGGAAGUACUGCACACUUUUGAUUAGAGAGGCGCUGGAAGUGACAGAAUCCUUUCUAU
This is a messenger RNA of Anarrhichthys ocellatus (wolf-eel), 1250 nucleotides long. Its product is annotated as oxysterol-binding protein-related protein 1-like. Gene Ontology annotation, biological process: protein K6-linked ubiquitination. Gene Ontology annotation, cellular component: BRCA1-A complex; BRCA1-BARD1 complex. The transcript is spliced from 10 exons. The coding region runs from base 311 to 1129 and encodes 272 amino acids. The record is from RefSeq and is a predicted model, not a curated record. NCBI's taxonomy places the organism in Eukaryota, Metazoa, Chordata, Actinopteri, Perciformes, Anarhichadidae. Gene Ontology annotation, molecular function: ubiquitin-protein transferase activity; protein binding.